Bufo bufo (common toad) is the source of this 2391-nucleotide messenger RNA. It is a transcript of the gene SLC30A8, whose product is annotated as solute carrier family 30 member 8. The record is from RefSeq and is a predicted model, not a curated record. The transcript is spliced from 8 exons. Gene Ontology annotation, cellular component: plasma membrane. Gene Ontology annotation, biological process: response to glucose; zinc ion transmembrane transport; insulin secretion. Bases 163 to 1287 code for a protein of 374 amino acids. Lineage: Eukaryota; Metazoa; Chordata; Amphibia; Anura; Bufonidae. Gene Ontology annotation, molecular function: zinc ion transmembrane transporter activity.
GCACCUGAGCACUAUAUAGAGUGACUGAUAUAGAUCCCAUAGGGAGAAUACACAGUCUCUGCAACAUCCAAGGGGAAGAACGUAUCAAAAUAUGCUGGAUCUUAUUUGUUUUUUAUUUUUGUCCCUAAAAAUUUGAAGCUUGCAAUAAACCUCACCGUCGGCAUGAAGGGAUUAGAAAAAGCCUCCCUGGUCAGUGACAAAUCAGCAAAGAUGUAUUCGCUAACUAUCGACAGUGGGGAACAGAGAAACAAUAAUAAUGAGAAACAUCAAGAUGAAGAGUCCAUCAACCCACACCACUGUCACAACCAUAACACAAAGGCUUAUGAUGCCAGACAGAAAGAGCACAACAUAGCCAAAAAGAAGCUCUACAUUACAUCAGCCAUUUGCCUGGCAUUUAUUGUGGCUGAAAUUGCAGGUGGUUACAUUGCAGGAAGCUUGGCUGUUGUAGCUGAUGCUGCUCACCUUUUUGUGGAUCUUUCUAGUUUCUUGAUUAGUCUCUGCUCCCUGUGGUUGUCAUCAAAGCCAGCAACAAAACGACUUACCUAUGGCUGGUACAGAGCAGAAAUUGUUGGUGCCUUGCUAUCCAUGAUCACCAUAUGGGUAGUGACAGGAGUGCUAGUCUAUCUGGCUUGCGAGAGAAUCCUCCAUCCUGAUUACACCAUUGAUGGCGCUGUCAUGCUUAUCACAUCUGCCUGUGCAUUAGGCGCCAAUGUAGUCUUGGCUUUGGUCCUGCAUAAUACAGGACAUGGUCACAGUCACUCAGGAGGUCAGCAUCAACAUAUGGCACCUGAUUACAAGCUUCAAACUAAUGCCAGUAUACGUGCCGCCUUCAUCCAUGUCAUCGGAGACCUGUUUCAGAGCAUCAGUGUGCUCAUUAGCGCACUCAUCAUAUAUUUCAAGCCACAGUACAAGAUCGCCGACCCAAUUUGCACAUUUAUUUUUUCCAUUUUUGUGCUGGCCACAACAGUUGCCAUUCUACGAGACGUUCUACUUGUGUUAAUGGAAGGAGUCCCACGGGAGAUUAAUUAUAGUGCAAUAAAGCAGAGUAUUCUUGCAGUGAAAGGGAUUACAUCGGUACACAGCCUUCAUAUUAUGGCUUUAACAAUGAACCAAGUCAUCCUCUCAGUUCAUGUUGUCACAGAUAUCUGUGAAGAAUCUAUGAGAAUUGUAAAGGAUGUAACAAAGAACUUAUUUGACAACUUCCCCUUCCAUUCAGUCACCAUUCAAGUUGAACCAGCUGAAGAACAGAAUCCGGAGUGCAUAUUUUGCUAUGAACCAGGUGAAUGAACGUUGUCUUCUGUAAGCUCAACAGCUACGAUUCCAAUGUUCCAAGAAAACCGAUAUUUCUGCAUCACAGGAAAAUGAUUUAAGAUGAUUAGCAUGGACUCCUGCUAAGAGUGUUUAUCUGAUAACAUUAAGUAUUGGACCUACUAUUAGUAGUAGUUUUAUGUGGAUUUAGAUAUAGAUGAUCCAUUACAAAUAACCCAUGACUGGAAAUGAUCCAUUGCAAAUAGACUGGAGAUGAUCCACCACUAAUAAUGCUUGACUUUAGAUGUUCAAUUACAAAAAAAAAAAAAACGAUGACUGCGCAUGAUCCAAUACAAAUAACUAAUGACUGGAGAUAAUACAUUACAAACAAUCCAUGACUGGAGACAAUCCAUUAUAAAUAAUCCAUGACUGGAGAUGAUCCAUUACAAACAAAUCCCCAUGACUGGAAAUUAUCCAUCAAAAAACCUUUGACUGGAGAUGAUCCAUCAAAUAAUUCAUGACUGGAGAUGCUGAAUUGCAAAUAACCAAUGACUGGAGAUAAUCAUUUACAAAUAACCAAUGACUGGAGAUAAUCAUUUACAAAUAACCAAUGACUGGAGAUGAUCCAUAAAAAAACCAUGACUGGAGAUCAUUCAUCAAAUAACCCAUGACUGAAGAUGGUUCUUUACAAAUAACCCAUGACUGGAGAUGAUUCACUACAAAUAACUCAUUGUUAUAGGCAGUGAGUGUGCACCCACUGUGCCAACCAACUGGUUUGACUUUUGGGCUAGCCGUGAGGGUGUUAUCCAGGGUGUUUUCACCCUUCAACCUCUAUACUUGGAUCUGGUGCUCGCUGCAGGGGAGCCGCCAGGCCGCUAACACUUUUAAUAGCUCAUGUAUGGUUGGCUGCUGACCCAUAGGAAUUAGAGACAAUGGUGCCAAGCGCAGAGAGAUCAGGCAAUACACAGUUAGGAAACAGGCAGAGUUCAGGGCUGGCAGAGUUUGUGAGAAUUCUUGGAACAGUCCAAAUGUCAUAGCAGGCAGCUCAGGAUUAGUACGAUGAAAAUGCACAAGUCAGGUCAGGUGGCAGACAGUCAGAAACCAGGAAACAAGCAGAAGUUGGUAAACAGACAGAAAAACAGA